UGCUUCAACCAUGUCCAGGCCAGCGGGGGGCAAUGUUAAUGAUGUCACCCGCUUCCUGUCCACAGGGGCGGGGCCUGGGUCACCAACCCCAGUGUUCUCCGCCUCCAGCCAAGCUGACUGGGCGGCUAAGAGACUUAUAUGGGUGCCUUCAGAGAAACAUGGAUUUGAGUCUGCCAGUGUGCGCGAGGAGCGGGGCGACGAGGUGGAGGUGGAGCUUACAGACAGUGGGAGGAAGCUGACGCUCUCGAGGGAGGAGCUCCAGCGGAUGAACCCGCCCCGAUUCAGUAAAGUUGAAGACAUGGCUGAUCUCACGUGCCUCAAUGAGGCCUCUGUCUUACACAACCUACGAGAUAGAUACUUUUCAGGACUCAUAUAUGUGAGUGUUUCCUUUUAUGUGCGCGAGGAGCGGGGCGACGAGGUGGAGGUGGAGCUUACAGACAGUGGGAGGAAGCUGACGCUCUCGAGGGAGGAGCUCCAGCGGAUGAACCCGCCCCGAUUCAGUAAAGUUGAAGACAUGGCUGAUCUCACGUGCCUCAAUGAGGCCUCUGUCUUACACAACCUACGAGAUAGAUACUUUUCAGGACUCAUAUAUGGGGAACUGGAGAGACAGUUACUGCAGGCAAACCCCAUUCUUGAAGCCUUUGGCAAUGCCAAAACUGUCAAAAAUGACAACUCUUCUAGAUUUGGCAAGUUCAUCAGGAUCAAUUUUGAUGUUGCUGGAUAUAUUGUUGGUGCUAAUAUUGAGACCUAUCUGCUGGAGAAGUCUCGAGCCAUUCGUCAGGCUAAAGACGAGCGAACCUUCCAUAUCUUCUACCAGCUCCUCUCUGGAGCUUCUGAGGCCAUGAGAAAGGAACUUCUGCUGGGCAGUGCGGAUCAGUAUCGCUUCCUCUGCGGGGGGUCACUUCCUGUUCCGGGUCAGAGUGAUUCAGAAAACUUCACUCAGACAAUGGACUCAGUGACUAUCAUGGGCUUCACACAGGAAGAAUCCACAUCUAUGUUAAAGGUGAUCUCUGCAGUGCUGCAGUUUGGGAACAUCACGUUUCACAAAGAGAAGAACACAGAUCAGGCCUCAAUGCCGGAUGACACAGCAGCGCAGAAACUCAGCCACCUGCUGGGCAUCAGUGUACUGGAGUUUAGCCGAGCCAUUCUCACUCCCCGCAUCAAAGUGGGCCGCGAGUACGUCCAGAAGGCUCAGACCAAGCAGCAGGCUGAUUUCGCAGUGGAGGCUUUGGCGAAGGCCACAUAUGAGCGUCUGUUCCGCUGGCUGGUGCACCGGAUCAAUAGAGCCCUGGACCGCAGACAGCGUCAGGGAGCCUCAUUCAUCGGGAUCCUGGACAUCGCUGGAUUUGAGAUCUUCCAGCUGAACUCAUUCGAGCAGUUAUGUAUCAACUACACUAAUGAGAAACUACAGCAGCUGUUCAAUCACACCAUGUUUGUACUGGAGCAAGAGGAGUACCAGCGAGAGGGCAUCGAGUGGAACUUCAUCGACUUCGGUCUGGAUCUUCAGCCCUGUAUCGACCUCAUUGAGAGACCGGUUCAUCCUCCUGGUGUCCUGGCAUUGUUGGAUGAGGAGUGUUGGUUUCCAAGGGCAACUGAUCGCUCAUUUGUGGACAAGCUGUCAGCUGAGCAGGGUUCACACUCGAAGUUCAUGCGGCCGCGGCAGCUUAGAGAAGAGGCCGACUUCUCCAUUAUACACUAUGCUGGCAAGGUGGACUAUAAGGCAGAUGAGUGGCUGAUAAAGAACAUGGAUCCGUUGAAUGAUAAUAUUGCGUCUCUCCUGCACCAGUCAUCUGACCCCUUCAUCUCUGAGCUCUGGAGGGAGGUCGAGAGGAUUGUGGGUCUGGAUCAGGUGUCAUCUGGUGAGAGCAGUGGACCGGUGAGUUUUGGGGCUGCCGGGCUCAAGACGAAGAAGGGCAUGUUCCGCACGGUGGGACAACUCUACAAAGAGUCCCUGACUAAACUGAUGGCCACCCUCCGUAACACCAACCCCAACUUCCUGCGCUGCAUCAUCCCUAACCAUGAGAAAAGGGCAGGGAAGUUGAGUCCUCACUUGGUUCUGGAUCAGCUAAGAUGUAAUGGGGUGCUGGAGGGAAUUAGGAUCUGCAGACAGGGCUUCCCAAACCGCAUCCCAUUCCAGGAGUUCAGACAGAGGUAUGAGAUCUUGACUCCAAAUGCUAUUCCUCGAACCUUUAUGGAUGGCAAACAGGCGUGUGAGCUAAUGAUCAGUGCUUUGGAGCUGGACAAGAAUCUUUUCCGGGUGGGACAGAGUAAGGUGUUCUUCCGGGCUGGAGUUUUGGCUCACCUGGAGGAAGAACGAGACUUGAAGAUCACUGACACCAUCAUCCGCUUCCAGAGCGUGGCCCGUGGAUACCUUGCCAGGAGGGCGUUCCAUAAGAAGCAGCAGCAGCUCAGUGCUCUGCGUGUGAUGCAGAGGAAUUGUGCAGCAUACCUGAAGCUCAGAAACUGGCAGUGGUGGAGACUCUUCACCAAGGUGAAGCCCUUGCUACAGGUGACCCGCCAGGAUGAAGAGAUUCAAGCUCGGGAAGCACAGAUUCAGAAAGCCAAAGACAAGCUGAGUAAACUAGAGCAUGACUUUUCUGAACUGGACAGAAAAAACCAACAGCUGAUGGAGGAGAAGUCGGUACUGACUGACCAGCUGCAGGCGGAGGCGGAGUUAUUCGCAGAGGCAGAGGAAAUGAGAGCACGGCUGGCCAGUCGUAAACAGGAACUUGAAGAUGUGUUGGGAGAGCUUGAGAGCCGAUUGGAGGAGGAAGAGGAGAGGACCCUUCAGCUGACCAAUGAAAAGAAGCGAAUACAGCAACAUAUGCAGGAUCUGGAGGAACAGCUAGAGGAGGAAGAGGGGACACGUCAGCGCCUCCAGCUGGAGAAAGUCACCCUGGAAAGCAAAGUGAAAAGUCUGGAGGCCGAGACCUUGACUUUGGGAGAGCAGAGAGACAGAUUAAGCAAGGAGAAAAAACAGCUGGAAGAGAGAUUGAAUGAAGUGACAGAUCAACUCACAGAGGAAGAGGAGAAGGUGAAGAGUCUUAACAAGCUGAAAAACAAACAGGAAGCUGUCAUCGCUGAUUUAGAAGAGCGUCUGAAGAGGGAAGAGCAGGGCCGUCUGGAACAGGAAAAGUGGAAGAGGCGGAUGGAAGGAGAGGCAGUGGAGGCCCAAGAGCAGCUGUCUGACCUGAGCUUACUCGUCACUGAGCUGAGAGGCAGCGUGAGCCAAAGAGAGAAAGAGAUCACCACACUACAGUCACGGCUGGAAGAAGAGGGGGCACGUCGUGCAGAGGCUCAGAGAGCCCUGAGAGAGGCCAUGUCUCAGGUCUCUGAGCUCAAAGAGGAGGUGGAGAAUGAAAGAGGAAUGAGGGAGAGAGCUGAGAAACAGAGGAGAGAUCUGGGCGAGGAGUUAGAGGCUUUGAGGACUGAACUAGAAGAUACAUUGGACACUACAGCUGCUCAGCAAGAGCUCAGGUCUCGUCGUGAGGCUGAAUUAGGAGAGCUUCAGAGAUGUUUAGAGGAGGAGACCCGUCGUCAUGAAGCCCACCUGUCAGAGCUUCGCAUCAAGCACACCGCUGCUAUAGACUCCCUACAGGAGCAACUGGACAAUGCCAAGAGAUCUCGUCAGUCUCUGGAGAAGACAAAGGCCAUUCUGGAGGAGGAGCGCAUGAACCUGAGUGCUGAGCUGAAGACUUUACAGGGAGGGAAGAUGGAGAGCGAGAGGGGUAGAAAGCGAGCAGAGGGACAGUUACAGGAACUCAACGCACGCCUUGCACAGGCUGAGAGAGAAAGAGAGGAGCGAGAGGAACGACUCGGUAAACUCCAGUCGGAGCUUGAGUCUCUCUCCAGUUCCCUAUCCUCAUCUGAGUCCAAAUCUCACCGCCUGAGUAAGGACGUCAGCAGUCUGGAGAGCCAACUACACGAUGUGCAGGAGCUACUGCAGGAAGAGACACGGCAGAAGUUGGCGCUGGGCUCACGUGUACGUGCUUUAGAGGAAGAAAAAGCUGGAUUGAUGGAGAGGCUAGAGGAGGAGGAGGAGAAGACCAGAGAACUUACACGCCAGAUUCAGAACUAUACACAACAGCUGUCUGAUCUAAAAAGGCAGACAGAGGAAAUGAAUUCAGCGGUGGAGGCCGGGGAGGAGGCCAGGAGGAAGAUGCAGAGAGAGCUGGAGAACGCCAUACAGAGAGAGAGAGCAAAAGAAGAAGAGAAAGAACGCAUCGAGAGACAGAAAGAACGGCUGAGAGAAGAGAUAGAGGACAUGACCAUUGCUUUACAGAGAGAAAGACAGAACUGCACUGCUCUGGAGAAGCGGCAGAAGAAAUUUGAUCAGUGUUUGGCAGAGGAGAAAGCAGUUAGUGCCCGUCUACAGGAGGAACAGGACCGCGCAGAAGCAGAGAGUCGAGAGAAAGAGACGCGUUUCCUGUCUCUCUCUAGAGCCUUGCAGGAAGCAACAGAGCAGAGAGAUGAGCUGGAGAGAACUAAUAAGCAACUCCGCCUGGAGAUGGAGCAGCUCGUCAAUACCCAAGAUGACGUGGGCAAAAAUGUGCAUGAGCUAGAACGUUCUCGACGGGCUUUAGAAACAGAAGCCCAGUCUAUGAAAGAACAGACCCAGGAGCUGGAGGAUGAGCUGGCAGAGGCGGAAAACGCUCGCCUCAGAUUGGAAGUCACCCUUCAGGCUCUUAGAGCUCAGUUUGAGAGAGAGAUCAGCACUAAGGAGGAGAAAGGGGAAGAAAAGAGGAGAGCACUCAACAAACAGGUGCGAGAACUUGAAACAAUGCUUGAGGAGGAGAAAACUCAGAGAGCUCAGGCUUUGACUAUCAAGAAACAACUGGAAACAGAGCUGCAGGAGGCGGAGGCUCAGGUGGAAGCAUCCAAUCGAGGCAGAGAGGAAGCACUUAGACAGAUGAAACGUCUCCAGACUCAGAUGAAGGAGCUUAUUCGUGAGCUUGAUGAGACCAAGUUAGCUCGAGACGAGAUUGUCACCCAGUCAAAGGACAGCGAGAAACGGCUGCAGACGCUGGAAGCAGAACUAUUACAGCUGACAGAGGAGCUGGCCGUUUCUGAGAGGCAGCGGAGACAGGCCCAACAGGAGAGAGAUGAGCUUGCAGAUGAAAUCGUCAACAGUACAACUGGAAAAUCUGCACUGUUGGAAGAGAAGCGGCGUCUUGAGGCCAGAAUCACUCAGCUGGAGGAAGAGUUGGAGGAGGAACAAUGUAACGCUGAACUACUAGCCGAGAGGCAGAGGAAGAGCAUUUUACAGGUUGAGACACUUACAGUCCAGUUAUCUGGAGAGAGGACGCUGGCGCAGAAGAGCGAGAGCGCACGGGAGACUCUGGAGAGGCAGAAUAAAGAGCUGAAAACUCGUCUCAAUGAGAUGGAGGGGGCCGUGAAGGGGAAACAUCGCCUCAGUGUCGUCGCCCUGGAGGCCAAGAUCGAAUCUGUGGAGGAACAACUGGAGCAGGAGAGACAGGAGCGAGCCAUAGCCAGUAAGCUGAUGAGGAAAACAGAGAAGAAACUCAAAGAAGUUCUGAUACAGGUGGAAGAUGAAAGGAGACAUGCGGAUCAGUAUAGAGAACAGUUGGAUAAGUCUAUGGGGCGUCUCCGUCAGCUGAAGAGGCAGUUAGAGGAGGUGGAGGAAGAGAACUCUCGCUCCAACGCUCAGCGCAGGAAACUACAGCGAGAGCUGGAGGAAAUGAGCGACAGCAUGCAGAGCAUGAACCGCGAGCUCAACACUCUCCGCUCCCAACUCAGCGUCACAGAACGGCAGAAGUCAGAACAGAGAGCUCCGCUCCCUAUCUCCAUGCGUGCUGGCCGCAGGGCUCUGGUGGAUGACCUUUCUCAGGAGAACUCUGAUUCUGAGGAUCCAGGUACUUCUCCCACCCCGUCCAGCGGCCCGCCGGGUACCCCCACACCCUCAGACAACACCCUGGGGCCCCCUCCUCCCUACAGCCUUACAGAGGCUGAAUAAGAAGGGGAGAGUGUGACAGAUGGACAGUUUUACUGGUUUUACUCACAUAGCUUUUGCAAUCGUACACAUAAUAGAACAUCUGUGCAGACACGCAUAACUUGAACCUAGUUAAUGUGAUUUAUUGAUUUUUAAAUGAACAGAUGAUUUAGCAUGCAAGAUGGAGAAAGUUUGAUGCAGUACUCUUUUAGAACUAUUUAAACCAAGCAAGCAGUUAGUAAAGACUGCAGUUUUUAAGUUAAAGGGGAGAAAAGAAAACUACAUUUCUCAGCAUUCCUCGGGAAAUGUAAGUACUGUAUAUCGGUGCAGUAUAUCAGGCUUGUUGUGGCAAAAUUAUGAUGGCCAUCUCAAGCUCUCUCUCAAUCAUUCAAAAGCCAUGUGUUUAGGAGAAAUUUGCGUGUUGAUGGCAAUCAAAGGCCAUCGGGUAUUGCACAGAUGAUCGAAGAUCAGGCAAAAAUGCAUCAUCUGUGCUUGCACAAGCCAUCAAACCCUCAAAGCACUGAGAAACUUUCUCUCUCUCACUCCUAAAAUAAUGUUAUGUUUUAAGAAAUCGAGAAUUGAACAAGUACAAGGAUGUAUCUUUGGUAUUUUAGAAUAUUUCUGUGUUUAAAUUUUAAAAGUGAUAGCUCUACUUCAGAUACAUAGGUAAAUGACAAUGCUUUUUGUUAUACAUAAUUAGGCAGAGAUGAUGAUUAUGGAAGCCCAUUUCCACCCCAGUAAAGAAAAAAAAGGUAAUUGCAGCUUAAUAUGUCACUAUUAUAAUUUUGAUUCUCAUAAUUGUGACUUUACAUCUCACAAUUUGACUAUAUAUCACAAUCUCACAACUGCAACUUUCGUUCUCAAUAUUGUGACUGUAUAUCUCGCAAUUGCAAGCUUUUUUCUCUCAAUCGCGACUUUAUAACUCACAAUAUGAUCUUGUAUCUCAAAAUGUGACUUCAUAUCUCA
Messenger RNA from Sinocyclocheilus grahami, 6916 nucleotides. RefSeq names its product myosin-10-like. The record is from RefSeq and is a predicted model, not a curated record. Gene Ontology annotation, molecular function: ATP binding; microfilament motor activity; actin filament binding. Gene Ontology annotation, cellular component: myosin II complex; cytoplasm; myosin filament. NCBI's taxonomy places the organism in Eukaryota, Metazoa, Chordata, Actinopteri, Cypriniformes, Cyprinidae. The transcript has 39 exons. Gene Ontology annotation, biological process: regulation of cell shape; mitotic cytokinesis; actomyosin structure organization. The coding region runs from base 11 to 5974 and encodes 1987 amino acids.